Molecule: messenger RNA, 962 nt
Organism: Pyrenophora tritici-repentis Pt-1C-BFP
Lineage: Eukaryota; Fungi; Ascomycota; Dothideomycetes; Pleosporales; Pleosporaceae
Product: SPT4, Transcription elongation factor SPT4
Biological process (GO): regulation of transcription elongation by RNA polymerase II; transcription elongation-coupled chromatin remodeling
Cellular component (GO): DSIF complex; nucleus
Molecular function (GO): zinc ion binding; RNA polymerase II complex binding
Source: RefSeq, a predicted model, not a curated record
AUGGCACGCAAGGGUCGCGCAACCAUAAAGACGCCUGACAAGUACAUCACUGUCGAUUCGGAUAGUGGAGAGGAGAGUCCUUCUGUCGUCGUCUCCAAACAGAGGAGUCGCAGAAAGUCAACUAGACCUGAGGGGGAGAACGUCGAUCCCGUGGCUUCGCGUGAUGGCCUAAACCUCUCUAAAGCGCCAGGUCCACAAGACGGCCGCCGUCAGCCUCGCCAAGAUGCCCGAACCGGGGGACAAAGCACCUCACUUGCGGGUUCGCUGUUUCCAGACAACCAUAGCGACGCGGAUUUUCCCUCCAUCCAACCUACCCACACUACACUCUCUUUUGCAACCGAUUCUCAAAACCAGCCAAAAUCGUCCUCUCGCGCUGAGACAUCUGCAAGACGUGUGCGCACUACUGGCCCAGCACGCGGUCAAGGUCGCGACAACACUGACGAUUCCGACAUGUCCAACAAACCUAUCCAGGGUGGCGCCUACAUUCCGCCUAAUCAGCAACGCAACAUGCGCGCCUGCAUGGUCUGCUCCGUUGUUCGAACCCAGCAGCAGUUCCUGACCGAAGGCUGCCCCAACUGCGAAGACGUCCUCGAGCUCGCCGGCAACCCUGAACAGAUCAACGACUGCACAUCCCAGGUCUUCGAUGGCCUCAUCUCAGUUUCGGAUACCUCCAGGAGCUGGGUUGCCAGAUAUCAACGUCUCGAGGGCUACAGGCCAGGUGUCUAUGCUACCCAAGUCGAAGGCAUUCUUCCGGAAGACGUUAUUGGCCUUGUGGAGAGCGCCGGCAUCAACUACGUCCCCAGGGACGGCAGCGAGCAGGACACACUUCCCCGAGACUAGAAGUCUAAUCAUACUGAACACGAGCGACGGAGUUAUGGGGAAAAACGUUAUAGUCUUUGGAAAUUGCAUUUCAAAUGAAAGUAUACAGGUAUUCCGAGCAUCAAUCCAACUAAUUUCACUUA